AUUUUCUCAAGAGUAUAAAUUAAUACAAUUUACAUUUAUUUUUAAAACAAUGGGAGAUCUUCCUCAAGAGUUUUCCAAAACAUUCAGAGAGCAAUACAUUCAUCCAACUAUAAAUGAUAUUGACUAUGUGAAGUUUUUACCGUUUAACCUUGAUAAAGGUCCUUAUAAAUCUGAAGAUCACUAUUUAGAUACACAAUUUCAUCUUUUGCGUGAAGAUUUCAUUCAUCCUUUAAGAAAAUCUAUACAAUAUUAUCGUAAAAAUAAAAUUACAGAAGGCACUAAUUUAGUGUGUCAUAAUGUAUUAUUUGAUGGGUCUAGAGAAUUUCUUGGAAACAAAUUAGGUUUUAUAUUUAUAUUUGACCCAAAUUUAUAUAAUAUAAAUUUAUUUAUAAAUGGGUUUCUAUUACUAUUUUCUAAUGAUAAUUUUAACACAUUUUUUGCUGGGCUCGUGUUAAGAGAUGACAUAGAAUACUUAAAUAAAGGCAUACUUCUAGUAGAAAUGCUUGGUGGUAUAGAUAUAAGACCAAACACAAAUUUAUUAAUGGCACAAUGCGAACAAUUUUAUGUUCCCUACAAUUGGACACUUAAAGCUCUACAACAAAUGAACCCUUUAACAUUUCCAUUGAAAGAAUAUAUAGUCUUUGCUUCUAACAAACCUUCAUCACCUGAAUAUUUAAAUGACAUAAAUACUCAAAAAUAUGAUAUUGAUGAUUAUAAAUUUAAUAUUUUAAAAGAUGAUGAAUGGCCAACAGAAAUAUACCUACAACAAGAGAGUAGUCAGUAUAAAGCAUUUAAAGCAGCACUGACAAAAAAAUAUGUUUUGAUUCAAGGAGCUCCAGGUACAGGCAAGACUUUUAUUGGUCAACGAGUAAUAAAAGCAAUGAUUGAAAAUUUAUAUACAACAGGACGGUUAAAAAACCCUAUAGCUAUAAUUUGUAAUAACAACCAUACCCUAGAUCAUUUUUUAGAAGGUGUUCUAAAAAUAACUGAUAAACUUGUCAGAAUUGGUAGUCAAUCAAAAUGUGAAGUUUUAAAAAAACAUAGUUUAAAAGAGAUAGUAAGGCUUAACAAAUUUAAAAUAAAUAAUAUUUUAGAACAAAAUUUAAAAACUAAAGAGCAAGUUAUUUUAGACUGUUAUAAAAAAUGUGAUAAGUUGUAUAAGGGUAUUUUGGAUUGGAAUAUUUUGAAAUCUGUAGUACCAGAAAUGUCAUUCAAUACUUUUGUUGAUUCUUGGGAUUUUCUUAACUGGUUGUUUCAUCCAUAUCCUGUGGACAAGAUGUUAAAAACUUUUAAAUUUGAUAAAGUACAAUCCACUCAACAUUGUUUAAUAUUAGAUGAUAUAAAACAAUGUGUUAUAGAAUUAACUGAACAAGUUACUGAGGGCAGUGAAUAUCAAUCAUUAAAAAUAAAACAACAAUUAACAAUACUGAAGAAAUUUUAUGAAUACUUUGAGUACAUGUUGACUUUUGAUAGCCCAAAAGUAAAUCCGAUCAUUAUUGAUGACAUACAUUUAAUACCAGCAGAACAAAGAUGGAUAUUAUACUAUAAUUGGGUACAAAGGAUUGUCAGCGGUUAUAAAAAUAUUUUAACUCCUAUAUGGUAUGAGUAUAAUGAGUUAUGUAAAAAACUUGAUGAAAAUAGAUUGACCCAAACAAUCCAUUUAUUAGAUGGAAUUUAUGUAAUUGGACUUACCACCACUGGAGCAGUAAAAAACAAAGAUUUAUUAGAACAUUUAAAACCACCAAUUGUUAUUUUUGAAGAAGGAACUGAAACAUUAGAACCAUAUAUAGUUGCUUCAUUAACUGAACAUGUUCAACAUUUGAUUUUAAUUGGUGAUCAAAAAGUAGAACGUCCAAAAACAUCAUCAUAUAAUUUGGCCAAAAAUUAUAACUUCAAUCAAACACUUAUGGAGCGAACAAUAAAUAAUGGUUUACCUUUAUAUCAACUUACAAAACAAUUCAGAAUGCGACCAGAAAUAAUGUCAUUAGUGUUACCAUUCAUUACUAAUCAUUUGGAAAGUAGUGAACAUACAUAUAAUCUACCAAAUGUUAUUGGAAUAUCCAAAAAUGUGUAUUUCAUUGAUCAUAAUAUUAUAGAGGAAUGCCAUGGUAAAAUUCAUAUCAAUUUACAUGAAGUAAAGUUUAUGAUUGGGCUUGCUCGGUAUCUUUGUUUACAAAAUUAUAAACCUGAAGACAUAAUGAUUCUAACAACUCAUAAAGAUCAAGUUAAUGAACUGAACAAACUUAAAGAAGAAUCUUUACUCAUCAAAAACAUAAAUGUAUCAACUGUCGAUAGUUGUUCAAUGACUGAAUGUGAAAUUGUGUUGUUAUCCACUGUACAUAAUACUAAAGAAGAUGCUAGUUUUUGGAAACAUGAAAAUCGAAUCUGUGUUGCCUUAACAAGAGCAAAAAUUGGUUUAUAUAUUAUUGGAAAUAUAAAUAACCUAAUAAGUCAAUGUGAUCUAUGGAACAAUGUUAAAAGUUCUCUUCAAAACUUAAAUGCUUUAGGAAAUGAAUUAACUUUGGAGUGUUUUGUACAUAAAGGAACAUUAUCAAAAGUAUCGAAAGCUGAAGAUUUUAUGAAUCGAAAAUGUCCCCGACCAUGUCUACAACAAUUAAAAUGCAAUCAUUAUUGCCAGAGUAUUUGUCAUACUCGUGAUCGUGAGCAUAUGUUUAUGUUUAAAUGUAGACAUAUAAACUGUAGAUCUUCUAAAUCACUAAUCCGCUAUCCACUUAAAGAUAUAUUUUUACUCUUUUGGGAAUACAGUAAAAAUAUUAUAUAUGAAAUAAUUAAUCAACCUAUUUGAA
Molecule: messenger RNA, 2807 nt
Organism: Sipha flava (yellow sugarcane aphid)
Lineage: Eukaryota; Metazoa; Arthropoda; Insecta; Hemiptera; Aphididae
Product: NFX1-type zinc finger-containing protein 1-like
Exons: 8
Coding region: 50-2806 (918 amino acids)
Biological process (GO): regulatory ncRNA-mediated heterochromatin formation
Cellular component (GO): nuclear RNA-directed RNA polymerase complex
Molecular function (GO): helicase activity
Source: RefSeq, a predicted model, not a curated record